Molecule: messenger RNA, 1800 nt
Organism: Adineta steineri
Lineage: Eukaryota; Metazoa; Rotifera; Eurotatoria; Adinetida; Adinetidae
Source: the annotation of a GenBank genome assembly
AAAAAUCUGGAUGGUUUAAUUAUAAUGCGUGCAACACAUGUUGGUCAAGAAACAGCACUAAAACAAAUAAUUCGUUUAGUUGAAGAUGCUCAAACAUCGAAAGCACCAAUUCAACAAUUAGCUGAUAAAGUUGCGGGAUAUUUUGUACCAUUUGUUGUAUCGAUUUCAUUGCUUACAUUAAUCAUAUAUAUUGUUUUGGGUUUUACAAUCUUUGAUACAAUGAAAAAAUAUUCAUCAUAUUAUCAAUCAAUGGAUGAUGAUGGAUCAUCACAUGGUGGACAUUCGACUGAUAUGUAUGGAGCAACAAAAACUGAAAUUAUACUUGAACUUGCUUUUCGUUAUGCUAUUACUGUUUUAUCAAUUGCUUGUCCAUGUGCAUUAGGUUUAGCAACACCAACGGCUGUUAUGGUUGGCACAGGUAUUGGAGCAUCGAAUGGUAUAUUGAUCAAAGGUGGAGAACCACUUGAAUCUGCUCAUAAAAUACGUACAAUUGUAUUUGAUAAAACAGGAACAAUUACAAAAGGCAAACCAACUGUGAUUGAUAAAAGAAUAUUUUUUCAAAAUUCACAUAUGACAUUAGAUCGUAUGUUAGCUAUUGCAGGAACAGCUGAAAGUGGAUCAGAACAUCCAUUAGCUUUAGCUGUACGUAAUUAUUGUAAAGAAUAUUUUGCUACUGAACAAUUAGGUCUUUGUCGUGAUUUCAAAGCUAUUUGGGGAUAUGGUCUUCAAGCUCGUGUUAGUGAUAUUGAUUCUAUUAUAAAUAGUACGAAUUCAAAUUCAUCUCAAACAUAUUCAGUUUUAAUUGGAAAUAGAGAAUGGAUGAAAUGUAAUCAUUUAAAAGUCGAUGAUGGUAUUGAUAAGACAAUGUCUGUACAUGAACAUGAUGGUCAUACAGCAGUAUUAGUAGCAAUAGAUGGUAAAAUAGUUGGUAUGUUAGCUAUAGCUGAUGAAGUAAAGCCAACAGCUGCAUUAACCAUCUAUGCAUUACAAUCACUUGGUCUACGUACCAUUUUAUUAACAGGUGAUAAUGUUAAAACAGCUCGUGCUAUUGCAAGUCAAGUAGGCAUUAAAACUGUUUAUGCUGAAGUAUUACCUACACAUAAGGAACGUUUUAUUGCUAAUUUAAAAGAAAAUGAUAAGUCUCAUGGUAAAAUAGCUAUGGUUGGUGAUGGAAUUAAUGAUUCACCAGCAUUAGCACGUGCUGAUGUUGGUAUUGCUGUUGGUACGGGUGCAGAUGUAGCUGUUGAAGCAGCAUCAAUUGUAUUAAUUCGUGAUGAAUUAUUCGAUGUUGUUGCUGCAAUUAUGCUUUCAAAAAAGACUGUAUGGCGUAUUCGAAUUAAUUUUAUGUUUGCUACUGUUUAUAAUAUAAUUGGUAUUCCAAUAGCUGCUGGUGUACUUCUUCCAGCUGGUGUUCAACUUAUGCCAUGGAUGGCAUCAGCAGCAAUGGCAUUAUCAUCUGUGAGUGUUGUUGUUUCAUCAUUACUUUUACGUUAUUUUAAAAAACCAAGAAUGGAUCAAUUUGAAAAAGAUAGUCGUUAUCGUGAAUGGUCACUAAAUAAAUCAAAUGGAAUUAUUGUUCAUCGUGGUAUUGAUAAUUUACCGCUACAUCGAUCAAAAGGAACAAGUAUUAUAUCAAGUCUUAGAAAUAGUCGAUUGUCACAAAUUGUCGGAGAAUCUAUCUCAGCUAUUAAAAAUGCUAUUAUGGAUGAAAAAAGAAAAGCAACAGUAUUUUUUAGUGAUGAACGAUUUCCUAAUCAGAAUAAAGAAGAAGAAAUGGAAUUACAAAUAUCAGCAUUAUAA